CGUGAUCGUACCCGGCAGGGCUACUCGCAGACGACAUUUCAAGGAAAUCCCGAGACCUGAGCAGACGUUAAAAUGAUUUGGAUAAUUUUAAGCGGCGCGCUUUUCCUUGGUUAUGUUUCCUGCGGGCCCAAUUACACACUGGAGGUGUCUCCAACCGAAGCCUAUGCCUCUGAAGAUCCUAUUGAAAUGUAUCUUGGGAAGAAGAUCGUACUCCGAGCAACGGCGUCCUUUGCAGAGGAGAAUACAACAAAUGGUGUGGUUAUUGAACUUCUGCCGUCUGUGUUGACAACUGUAAUCGCUCUUGGUGAUAUUAUCAGCUACACAAAGGGUUCGAAGUUAAGCACACCAGGCACCUCAGUGGAUGGUUCUAAUUUUAACAGUCAUGUUACUAGACAUAAGGGUCCGGAGUAUAACGAUACCACACUGAAGCAAAGGUUCGAUACUAGAGCGGUGUUCAAUAUUGGAGAAGUGACAAGCAACGGGGCAGGUGAAGCCGAAAACCAAAUUAUCAUCGAAUUUGAGGCCGUUUAUGUAUCAACGGGAGGUAACCCCGAUGGCACUGAGUACAACAUUGCUGUGGGCGAGGAGUAUGACGGAGGGAACUAUAUCUGGAUAAGCAUGUACACGGUUAUUCUAAAGGAUAACGCCGGAACAGAAACCGAAGAUCCAACCUUUGAAGUUGAUAUAGGAGGCGAUACAAACAUUGAACUAAUGGUCCCUAGAAACGUAACAGUGACAAUGUACAUUCCGAGAUCUGCAUCGCAACUCACUUUUGAAGCUGUAGGAAUGACCGACACGGAUGUUCAGGGGUUAUCCGUCCAAUAUAUUCAUUUAAAAUCCGUCGGUUCAGCGUACGCGUUCUCCACGGUGAAAGAAAACAUUUUCACCGUCGGUUACAACACUUGUCCUUCAAAAUCUCAAUCGCUUGACUUGGGAACGCCGAUAAAUAAGGAAUCCAAAGAAGCGUGUCCAGACGAUUCAGCCUGUGCCCUGGAGGUGGAAAUUACACUUCUAGUGGAUAACGUUGACCUUGUCGGCAAAGUUGUUAGUGUGGGCUUUGGCUUGGACAUAGACGGUACGGAGGUGUGGGUAUCAGACAUUGACCUUACAGUUACAAAUGGAUCUCCACCACCUUUUACCACAUUCACAGCGACGGGAAAACCGGAUCAAGUGGAGGUAUCUCCAGGCUUUGCAGGGGCUGCAGAAAUUGUGCUGACAGUACCAAGGGAAUCAAAUCACGAAUUCACCUUAAAUAUAAACACUGCGGCAGUAUUACCUACUACAGAUAAUGCUUUAAGCAUUCUAGCAAUUACACCAACAACCCACGGCAAUAAUAUACCAUGUAGCAUACCAGAUUCAGCUGUCGAAAUCCUUCUCGGGGAAAGCGUCUUGGGUUCUGGUUUAAAGGAAAGUGCUGUCUUGGUGGUAAAUAUCUCCAAUACUGGCAUGCAACCAACACCAAACAGUGACUCGGACCUGUACAAAUUCGACGUAUAUGUUAUGAUGAUGCCAGAUGCAACAGAAGGUGAAACAUUUAGCUUGACUGUUGAUGUAAAUGACAUCGGUCCACAGACUGUUGAGUUUACCACAGGUCCACCUGCAAAUUACACAGAAGAUGCGGAUUACACUUUUACACUGGAAAAUGACUGUGUGUACAACGUGCAUCAUGCUGGCUCCACACUGGCUUUCAAAAUGAAAGUACAGACGGAGCGGUCAGUUACUGUAGGACCUAUGUCAAUAGAAGUACCGAUUCCUACAAAUGUCACGCAAUCUCAUUUGAAAUACAAGAGCGGUAAGGUGAUCUCGAAAGGCAAAAAUGUCGUCUGCUUGCCUUAUGGUAACCUGUCUGCGGAAUUGACAGAUUGGGUUAAAGAUUCCGGCGAGAAUGAUCGAGCAAGUAUUGUCUUUCCGUUGAUGUGUAAUGUAGAAGUUGUGGAUGACGUUUUGGAAGACCAGUUUGUCGUAGAGAUCAAGGCAGAGAUAAAGGAUGUCCCUGCCCUACUUGAUGCAAAUACAACCGACCAGGAAGAGUUUGGGAUCGGAGCAAAAUUCGGCAAAAAGAUUUGGGUGGCUAGUUACGGCUUCAAUACGAAAACUUCGGUUGAUAAUGUUCCACCGAAGCGCAUUAACGGUGUGAUAAUAGCCGAUGGGGAUGGGCCUGCCACAUGGCCCGGGGAUUUAAAAGUCCAGUGGAGUGCUGAUAACGUCAAGUACUACGAUUACAACUACGUGUUCGACGCCGGAACGGCUGGUACUGGCGAGACUACGUAUGCACUCGAUCCGCCGCUGUACGCACGUUAUGUCAGACUCAUUAACACAGACGGGGGUACCAGCACGGACUAUACCCUUGAUACCUCGGACAUUGGCCAAGAUAUCACAUUUCAUGGUUCGGAUGCGUCGGCAGAAGUCAUGGCGUCAAGGGUUAUGUUUCUACUGGAUGAUGACAACAACACGUGCAUGUCUCUACCGACUAAAGACACGACCGACACAGCAAAAUAUUACUGGGUCAAUAUUAACACCUCAGUACUUGGCGCUGACGGCAACUCGUCUUUCAUUCUACAGCUUACAGGAAACGGAUUGACUUGCAAUAGCCCAGCUGGACCACAGGUCACUUUGGUCCUGUAUCCGAAAGACUCGACAACGCUCAAAUUUAGGGGGAAACGUAAGAAAUGUACCUUAAUAGAUGACAUUUCCGGACCCCCGAAGACAUGCAAAUACCAGUGCGCAUGCUCAGACACGAUCACGUGCGCUGACAUUGCUCUUAUCCUCUACCACAAAACAUUCACAGGAGAUGACUAUGACCUUUGUGACGUAAAGAUUGUGCCGUAAAGUCAGUCAGCAUCAAGCAGAACGACAUCGAAUAGAAUCAACAAACACUUUUUUCCACUGUCUUAACUUUUUGUGGAACUUUCGUAGAGAACUUUGCAUGUAGAUUUAAUUAAACCAGAACGUAAGAUACGUCCUUGUUAUUUCAAAACAUUAAGCUCUUUCUGUUCGUGGUAAGUCAUUUUCAUGGAAAUAGAAAGUUGUUAACAUAUUACGUUAUUGUCACGUUGUUAUUGUAAUAUUUGCAAUUCUUUUCAAAAAUAAUACGUGUUAUUUUCUGUAGUUUCCCUUAAACUAGCUGACCAUGUUUGUUUUCGUAUGAUUUGUACUGUAUGGAAAAAAGAGCAUUUAUGAUAUUUAUAACAACAUUAAACAGAUAAUAACAAUAUCAGUCAAAACAACCUUUGCUGGCACACACUUGGACAGGGCAAGCAUUGCUUGCACACACUUGGACAAGGCAAGCAUUGCUGGCACACACUUGGACAAGGCAAGCAUUGCCGAUCUAGCUAUAUUGACCAGUACAGCUGACAAAAUAAAUUGACUUUAAAGCAUUUCUGCGAAAUUUUGAAAGGCAGUUUAUUUUAGAGAUUGCAUAUGAAAGACGCACA
Molecule: messenger RNA, 3434 nt
Organism: Mercenaria mercenaria
Lineage: Eukaryota; Metazoa; Mollusca; Bivalvia; Venerida; Veneridae
Exons: 14
Coding region: 73-2829 (918 amino acids)
Source: RefSeq, a predicted model, not a curated record